CAGCAACAACAGCAACAACAACAGCAACAACAGCAACAGAAGCAACAGCAGCAGCAGCAUCCGCCAUGGCGCAGCGCGAAGGCAGAGGUGAGUGCAGCCUCAGACCGCGAAGGCCCACCGUCUGUGGCUCCGAAAGGGGCCGAGCCCCUUCAGCAGGCACCGUGGAGGAGGCCGUCGGUGCAGCAGGACAAGGAAAAGGAAGUCAGCGCUGCAGAGUCAGCUAAGUCAACCGCUGCCGCACCUGAGUCACUCUUGAGGAAAGGCUUGCCUCAGCAACCUCAGCCUGCUUCAAUGCUCGCUACGCCCGCAGCUGCAUCCAAGCUGCCUCCCCCAGCAACCGCUCCUGUUCUAGACCCUGCAGUCCCUGCAGUCAAGCCAGCAGCUCCCUCAGUUAGUGCAGCCAAGUCAGCAGCCCCUUCAGCUAGCGCAGUCAAGUCUGAAACGCCCGCUCCGGUUACGAGCAAAGGUGCAACGUCCAUCCCUGAAGCCACUCCUUCCACGUCGACUUCCGCCGCAAGCAAACCAGCAUCUCCCGCUCCUCCUGUCAACAAACCCGCCUCUCCCGUGCCUCCUGCCAACCUCCCUGCAUCCCUUGCCCCUGCUGUCAGCAAACGCGCCUCUCCCGCACCUGCUGUCAACCAAGCAGCAUCUGCUCCUGCCAGUCAUCUCGCUACCCUUGCCCCUGCUGCCAGCAAGCCCGCCUCCCCUGCCGUGAAAGAUCCGGCGGGCCCUUCUCUAGCGCCUCCCGCCGCAGCCAAGUCAUCCUCACCUCAGCCUGGCCCAAGUGUCUCAAGGCCCUCCCCUUCGGCGGAUUCGCGAGCGCCCGCGUCUGCCCGGAACGAGCCUGUUGGCAGUAAGGCAGGGACGCCGCCGCGUCCGCCGCCCCCCGCUCCCCUGGUGCUGCCUGAACUGUCUUCCGCCCGCUCACCCACGCCGCCACUGCCGCCCAAACAGACUGCAGCUGAGAUCAUCUCCGCACCGGCCCUGCCCCAGGCCCCUAAGCCCGCAGUCACCUCCGCCACACCGCCCAUUUCGGCAGGUACGGCCGCUCCCACCCCGCUGAGACUCCCUUCACCCUCUGUGCCGUCAGCCCCAGAAAGAUCAGUCGCUACCACAUCAGCAGCCACCCCUCCUUCAGCGCCCUCGGCGACUGCGAGUGAGGCAAAGUCUGCAGCACCUCCGACUGCCCCCGAAGCCAAGAGCAUGUCUGUCGUGGCCCCUCCGCCGCCUGCUACGGCGCCGCUGAUCCCAGCGCCUCCGCCGGAGCCCGAGAGGAAAGUGAAAACCCCCGAGCCCCCGCCGGCGACCGCGAAGCCUUCCGAAGCCGGUCAGGAGGCACCCAGGCCGAGCAGGGCCCCCGACACGAGCGUCCCUCCUCAGCCGGAGUUCCCUCCCCCACCCCCCCUGGAGAAGGACGAGGCCCCAGGCGAGCCAGCGCUACCUCCUCCGCCGGGCUUCUUUCAGGAGGACAGGAUAAAGCCGCCGACGUCCAUCCUGCCCAGCAUCCAGGACGAGGAUGAGAGGGGCGAGGAGGCCGACGACCUUCCCUCUCCCGAGUACGUGCGCCAGUCCGUGAGCAAUCGCAUCAUGGCCUUCGAGAGGCACUCCUCGCGGGACGAGGACUCUCCUCCGAGGGAACGCCCUGCAGCCUCCGGCCCCGUGCGCCCUGUCGCCCCCUGGGUCAAGAGGACCUCCUCCGGCCCCGUCCAGCAGGCAGGCUACUGGGACAUGACCUCGCCCGAAGACCAGCCGGACGACGCGUGGCCCGACCCGCCGAGACCCCCCCACGAACCCGAAGCAACGAAAGCCCCGGCCAGACCAGUGGCGUCGACGAAGAUCCCGGCAGCCCCUUCGCCGCCUCCUGCUCCCGCCUCCUCCGCCCCGGCCGCCGCCCCCGCCGCUGCACCGCCGUCUUCAGGGAAGGUCUUACAACCCCAGGAGCCUUCCCCUGCAGCUAGGGUCACCGCCUCCCCCCGCGCCAAGGUCAUAGGCCCCCCCCCGCGCCCCGCCGUCGAACGCAAGCGCUCCACGUCGCUCGGGGAUUAUCACGCUCACUACAUCACUCCCGACGCAGAGCCGCGCCGAGGAGCCAGGAUGCCAGCCGACGGGACCCCGGCCGUGAGCCCCCCCCUCGCCCAGCCCACCACCCCCCCUAAGGAGAAGGAUGACCCCCUGUUCGACCCCUGGUGUGACCCCAAGAACCCUAAGGUCAUCAAUUUCCAGGACGUGAGUGCCGCCGCCUUCAAGAUCAAAUCAGGCAUCAUGAACACGCCAUGCACUCGCUCUCACAUGUCCAGCAUCACCGACAUCGAGAUUUACUUCAAGAAGGAGUUUAAUCAGUUCACCGGAAGCUUCAAGGAACGCGGUGCUCGCUACACACUCCUGAUGCUAGACGAGAGCCAGAGGAAGAAGGGCGUCAUCGCAGCCUCCGCGGGCAACCACGCCCUCGCUCUCUCCUACCACGGCCAGGACCUGGGCAUCCCCGUCACUGUGGUGAUGCCCCUAGUGGCCCCCAUCAUGAAGGUGCAGGCGUGCCGGCAGUACGGUGCCAACAUCAUCGUCAAGGGCAGUGACAUCGGGGAGUGCCGGGAGAUCGCACUCAAGAUGGCCAAGGAGCAGGAUCUUCUGUAUAUUAAUGGAUACGACCACCCGCACAUCCUCGCCGGCCAGGGCACGAUGGGGCUGGAGAUCGUGGAGCAGGUGCCCAACAUCGACGCCGUGGUCAUCCCUGUGGGCGGAGGCGGACUCAUCGCGGGCGUGGCGCUGGCGGUCAAGGCGCUGCAUCCACACGUGCAAGUCAUCGGCGUAGAAGCCGAGCGGUGCGCCAGCUUCAGCGCCGCCCUCAAGGCCGGCCAUCCCGUCUACGUGAAGGCGGAGUCCACGCUCGCCGACGGCCUGGCGGUGCCCAAGGUCGGCGUCAACGCCUACGCCACGGCCGCGCCGCUGGUCGAUAAGGUGGUGACAGUGCGGGAGGAGUGGAUCGCCAUCUCCAUCCUCCGCCUGGUGGAGCACGAGAAGGCCGUGGUGGAGGGAGCCGGAGCCACCGCCCUGGCCGCCGUCCUCGCCGGGGAGCUUCCCGAACUGAAGGGCAAGAGGGUUGUAAUACCACUAUGCGGAGGCAACAUCGACACCACCAUCCUGGGGCGCUGCCUGGAGCGGGGCCUGGCGGCGGACGGACGCCUCGUCAAGUUCACCGUCACCGUCAGCGACAGACCCGGAGGUAUUGCUGAACUGACAAGACUUCUGGCCAACUUAGGCGUUUCCAUCAAGGAUAUGUUGCACGAGCGAGCCUGGAUUAAAAACGACAUCUUCAGUGUUGAGGUGAAGGUCAUGGCGGAAACUCGAGACUAUGAGCAUUACCUGGAGCUUCGAGCUGCCCUGUACUCCAGGUACCAGCACGUCCGCUUUGCCAACGCCGAUCAGAUCCAUGACUAGCGUGAGUCGUCCUGGAGCCUCGGGAAAGAGAGUGAAGCUUCAUGGCUGCCGUGAUUCAUGUGGUAAAUCUGAGAUUCGUGGCUAAUUUAAGACUUUGUAUAAUAGGGAAUCGUGACUAUUAUGUUUUUGUGUUGGGGGGGUAUAAAGCUUUCGAGAAGGAAAUGACGAUUUAUGUCAACUAUUAGUUGUUAUGCAGCCCUCUGUAGGUAGAGAAUGGAAAGAUAGAAUAUUAUGUUCUUAACUAGCGUUCGUAGAUCUUGGUAGAUCCACUGGAGGCGAAACCCUCUGUUUUGUGGUUUCAGAUAUAUGUAGCCUUCGAGAAGCAGGCGAAGAGUGUCGGGAUUCACAGCCAGUAAAGAGACAGUUAUUGAUUUAAGACCUACAGAACUUCAGUAAAAAAAAAAAAAAAAAAAAAAAAAAAUGUAAUAUUUGUCAAAGUUAUGCGUAUCUUUUGCAAGAGCUUCUUUUGAACGUGUCUAAUUAUUUAGACAAUAAACAGCCAAUGACUAUGGAGGAAGAAAAUGAAAUGGCAAUUCAGCACACAGAGAGAUAUAUAAAAGAAAGGCAGUUUUGCAGUUAUUGUGUCACUGAUUACAGUACUUUUAUUUUAUGGAUUAGGAUCAGUUAGGACAGUUCAAGAUAUGGCGUCUGGUAUAUGAAGGCUGGACCAGAGAUACCCAGACAAUGACGCGACUGUCCCCUGCUUUGUGUGUCCCUUCGCCCAUUGUAUGACCCUCCUUUUUUCUCGACAACUGCCUUGCUUUAAAAGAAAAAUCUUGCCCCGUUAUUUUGUUCUUUUCUUAAUGUAUAAAAAUAGAUGUUGGAGUGCUUAGGAUAGUCACAGUUUUGUUGUGAUUAUUAUAAGCUAAAAUAAACCUUGUUUUUUUUUAGUAGUACCUUUUAAUGUGUUUUUUCAUAUUUUAAAAUGUGUUGUGUAAUCUUAGAUCAUUCAGACCAGCUCCUCCAUGUGAUGGUCGAGCUAAGAAAAAUAAUAAUAAUUUAAUAUAUAUAAUACUACUAUGAGUAUUACUUACGUGUGAGCAUUCGAACGAGGAUGAAUAUUCUAAUGAGAUUUUAUGAAUAGUGAUUGUGAACGUACAUGAUUUUACAUGUAUAUUAUAAGUGUGAGAGGGUAUUAUUGCCCAGAAAUAAAGUUAUGAUCCAUGCAUCUCCUAUGACUGUAUUCAGUACAAAGAAGACCAUUGCAAAUGCACGCCACGUAUGCAAUAACUCUCUGUGAUCAGCAUUAUUUCCUAGUUUUUCCUACCGUCUCAUUUAUAAUGCAAAUAAAAAGGAAAUGCACUUCUUUUGAAGUUAUAUUUUGCUGCUCAUAUUAACAUGUAAAUGGUCACAUUAAGAAUAACUUGUACUUCAGAUUUAUAUUUAGACUGCCAAUAAAUUCAUAGAAGGCU
This is a messenger RNA of Penaeus chinensis, 4847 nucleotides long. Its product is annotated as basic proline-rich protein-like. The record is from RefSeq and is a predicted model, not a curated record. The coding region runs from base 292 to 3435 and encodes 1047 amino acids. Gene Ontology annotation, biological process: L-serine catabolic process; L-threonine catabolic process. NCBI's taxonomy places the organism in Eukaryota, Metazoa, Arthropoda, Malacostraca, Decapoda, Penaeidae. Gene Ontology annotation, molecular function: threonine deaminase activity; L-serine ammonia-lyase activity. The transcript is spliced from 12 exons.